CAAAUCCUGGUACACCCGUUGAUGAGUCUUCGAGAGCUUAUCGUACGCAGCCCUCUCAUAUCUGGGUACACGGAGUUCCUUCAUCGCCUUACCGUCUCUCUUCGGGAGAUCUAUAUACACCACCGCUUCCUGCCCUUCGCAGUCUGCUCGGCU
This is a messenger RNA of Perkinsus marinus ATCC 50983, 153 nucleotides long. RefSeq lists its product as hypothetical. The record is from RefSeq and is a predicted model, not a curated record. The transcript has a single exon. NCBI's taxonomy places the organism in Eukaryota, Perkinsozoa, Perkinsida, Perkinsidae. The annotation marks the transcript as partial.